Panicum virgatum (switchgrass) is the source of this 1171-nucleotide messenger RNA. Its product is annotated as universal stress protein PHOS34-like. The transcript is spliced from 3 exons. NCBI's taxonomy places the organism in Eukaryota, Viridiplantae, Streptophyta, Magnoliopsida, Poales, Poaceae. The record is from RefSeq and is a predicted model, not a curated record. The coding region runs from base 431 to 940 and encodes 169 amino acids.
GCCGGGGGCCGCAGUAUAUCCGUAUGGGCCCUUGUCGGCAGCCUCACAACUUGUUGCCUUGGCUGCUGCCUUGCUGUAAAUUGCGGGUCAUUAAGGCAUUCACCACCGUUCCUCGACUCCUCGUACCAGAACAUCGGAAUAUCGGAAGAAAUCGGACGGGUGUUUUGGGAGGGCGAGGAAAACCGGGGCGGUGAGGACAAACCCAGCGGCGGCCGCGGCCGCGGGCGCCUAAACCGCAGCGUGGCACGGAGACGGACGCGGCCGCCGCAGCUCACCGCAGGCCUCUCCCUCCGUUUUAAAGCAGGCGGGCAGGCUGCUCUCCUCUCUGUUCCUCAACGACAGCAGAGCAGCACCGAGUCUUCUUCAACCCAUUCUCGCUCCCCAACGAAUUCGGUCAGAGAUCUUCGUGCUUGGCCCUCCUGUCCUGCACAUGGCAUCCGCCGCUGCCCCCGCCGACGCCGCCGCCGGAGCCGGGCGCCGCCGCAUCGUGGUGGCCGUGGACGAGGGCGAGGAGAGCGCGCACGCGCUCGCCUGGUGCCUCGCCAACGUCGUCUCCCCGGCGGGCGGCGACACGCUCGUGCUCGUGCACGCGCGCCGCCCGCCCCCCGUCUACGCCGCCAUGGACAGCGCAGGGUACAUGCUGACCUCGGACGUGCUUGCGAGCGUGGAGCGGCACGCCAGCGCCGUCUCGGCGGCGGCCGUCGACAAGGCCAGGCGCCUCUGCGCCGGGCACCCGCACGUGGCGGUGGAGACGCUGGUGGAGAGCGGGGACCCGCGGGAUGUGAUCUGCGACGCCGCCGACAAGGUGGGCGCCGACCUGCUCGUCAUGGGCAGCCAUGGGUACGGCUUCAUCCAGAGGGCGUUCCUGGGCAGCGUCAGCAACCACUGCGCGCAGAACUGCAAAUGCCCGGUCCUCAUCGUCAAGAGGCCCAAGGAGUAGAACGGUCCUUGCAAAUGCUGCAUCUUGCCAGCCUGUAGCAUCAUAUAUGUAAAUAUUUUUUUUUAACGUCCGAUGGCACUGGUUUCUUGUUCGAGAACAUGAUCAGAGCAUUGCAGUUUUUUUUUGCUGGAAUAAGAGAUUCAGACAGAGUAUUUCGCCAACUACUGUACUGCAUAUUCUGUUCUCUGAAUCUGAGAGCAAAGUGGUUGGUAGUCUUUGCCAAACCAUGUA